Molecule: messenger RNA, 1317 nt
Organism: Penicillium cinerascens
Lineage: Eukaryota; Fungi; Ascomycota; Eurotiomycetes; Eurotiales; Aspergillaceae
Product: NCBP3 domain-containing protein
Exons: 2
Coding region: 1-1317 (438 amino acids)
Cellular component (GO): nucleus; cytosol
Molecular function (GO): mRNA binding; RNA 7-methylguanosine cap binding
Source: RefSeq, a predicted model, not a curated record
AUGGCGGCUGUCACUGCGCCCACGGGAUAUCAGCACCCUGUCGCUGACGCUUCAAUGGAUAUUGAGAUGGAUCUUGACUUGGGCCCGGAGCCCGAGCCCGAGGCUGAACCGAUUCAGACCGAUGCGGCCACUCAAGAAGCCGCCUUUGACCCACUCGCCGAGGAGGCGUUGUACGAAAAGGUUCACGUUCGCGGCGUCGACGAUUUGACCACCGAUAACAUCAAGCAAUUCGCCAGCAGUCAUUUCCCGACAGAGACACCUUCGCGCGUCGAAUGGAUUGAUGACACCUCCGCCAAUCUCAUCUAUUCGUCUCCCGAGAUCGGCCUCCAGGCGCUGGCAGCCCUCACGCAGGUCGCCGAAGAGGAAGAUGCCACGGCCCUGCCACCACUACGUCUACGGUCGGCCAAGCUCCUCGCGACACAUCCCGAUUCCGUCCUCCAAGUACGGUCUGCAGUCAAGACCGACCGCAAACAAGCGCGUGCGUACGAAAAGAGUCGCUUCUACCUGAUGCACCCGGAGCAUGAUCCCCGAGAGCGCCUGCGCGAUGAACUUUCACAGCGAAGACGAGGCGAUGAUGACGAAGGCUACCGGCGGCGCCGGUUCGAUGAUCGCGAACUGCGCCGGCGUAAAGACCGCGACCAGGAUGACAACUUCGAUGCCAACAUGUAUGAUGAUCAACCCGCCAGCUAUUCCGACUCGGAACGUGGCCGUGGCAGCCGGAGGGGCCGUGGCCAGAGGGAACUAUUCCCUGAUGACGACCGCGCGUCUGGACGGCUUCGAAACCGCAGUGCGUCCCCGGGUCGGGACACUCUUGAAGAUGCAGACCGUGUCGAUCGAUCCCACGAUACUCGCAGGCGAUUCCGUGAGCGAUCCCCACCGCUGGGUCGUCGAAAUCUCGGCAAGGAACUUUUCCCUGGUUCCGGAAACGGGGAUUCAGGUGCACGCGAGUUAUUCCCCAACAAGCCCACCUCCAGCUACAUCCAAAAGGAGCUUUUGCCCAGCAAAGCUAGCAACCACCGUCGAUCGGACGCCUUUGACGCUUCAGACGAGGCAACAGAUCUGGGACGCAGGAUCACCGUUCCCGGAAAUCGCGGGGUGGAACUCUUCCCAGACUCCAGCUCUGGUCGUGGAGAGGACCAAGGCUUUGCAAUUCGAGGCGCAUCUCACGGCAUGUCUAUUAAGGGCCGGGGUGCUUCCGUCCGUGAACUGUUCCCAGACAAGUAUAAUCAGAACAGCAAUGCAGGAAAGGAGUUGUUCGAUGAAACGCUGGAGGGCCGCGGUGGCCGCCGGCGGAGAGCAGAAGACAUGUUCGGCUGA